UGUGGCAGAGAUUCUAUCAUCGUCUGUUUCAUCUCAAUUCAAAUCCCCAAUUUUUGAAAAGCAAAAACCCUUAACUGCACGAAUUUCAUCGGAAGGUCAACCAUUUCAAUAGUCUUCUUCUCCGAUCGUUGCUUUUUUUCGCAUUUGCUAUUUCGUAAAUUAUUCACCUUUGUUGUAUUUCUUCGAUCGGGGGACAGUUCCCAAUUCCCAGGAUUGUUGUGGUUUCUGUUUUGUUUAUUUGUAUCUAGGGUUCUUACUUGAUUAAUAAAAAAAUAAUCAAAGUUUGAUUUUUUCCGUUUUGAAGAAAAAAAAUUCGUCGAUUUCACCAGGAAGUCGUACAUAUUGAGAAACAGUCAAUUUUCCCGGAUUUUUUUUAAUGUCAAAUAGUUUUGAAAUUUAAUUCUUCGUUUUCGGUUGCGUUGUGGCGGUUGAGAGGGUUUUAGAAAGUUGUUGGUGGAGAGGAUUGCAUGGGAGAGCAUGGAUGGUGGAAGGCACUGGGCGGGUUAUUACCGAACGGCGGCUUGUCACCGAAUGAAGCCGGUUCGAUGGAUAUGAUAUUUGACUCGGAGCGAUGGACCAUGGCUGAGGAAAGAACCGCCGAACUCAUUGCCUGCAUACAGCCCAAUGCAGUCUCGGAAGGUCGCCGGAAUGCUGUCGCCAACUAUGUCCAGCGCCUCAUCUCCAAAUGCUUCCCUUGUCAGGUCUUUACUUUUGGGUCUGUGCCCCUCAAGACAUAUUUACCAGAUGGGGAUAUCGACUUGACCACUUUCAGUAAGGAUCGAAAUUUGAAGGAUACAUGGGUUCAUCAGGUUCUUGAUAUGCUGCAAAAUGAAGAAAAACACGAGAAUGCUGAAUUCCGAGUAAAAGAAGUUCAAUACAUUCAGGCCGAGGUGAAGAUAAUAAAGUGUCUUGUAGAAAACAUUGUGGUAGACAUUUCAUUUAAUCAGCUUGGUGGAUUAUGUACUCUUUGUUUCCUUGAAGAGGUUGAUCUUUUGAUAAAUCAGAACCAUUUGUUCAAACAUAGCAUCAUAUUGAUAAAGGCAUGGUGUUAUUAUGAGAGCCGUAUAUUGGGUGCCCAUCAUGGACUUAUCUCAACAUAUGCCCUGGAAACCUUAGUUCUUUACAUAUUCCAUGUUUACAAUAAUUCCUUUUCUGGACCGCUUGAGGUCCUGUAUCGUUUUCUUGAGUUCUUUAGCAAGUUUGAUUGGGAAAAAUUUUGUGUUAGCCUAUGGGGUCCUGUUCCAAUUCAUUCACUUCCUGACAUAACAGCUGAACCUCCUCGAACAGAUGGUGGAGAGCUGUUACUUAGCAAAUAUUUUCUUGAUACUUGUAAUUCACGAUAUGCUGUUUUCCUAGAAAAUCAGGACCAAUCCUUUGUUUCCAAACAUUUCAAUGUAAUUGAUCCUUUGCGUCUAAGUAACAAUCUUGGACGCAGUGUUAGUAAAGGUAAUUUCUUUAGGAUACGGAGUGCGUUUUCAUUUGGAGCUAAAAAGUUGUCAAGAUUACUUGAUUGUCCUAAAGAGGACCUGUGUUAUGAAGUAAAUCAAUUCUUUAUGAAUACAUGGGAAAGGCAUGGCUGCGGCCAACGUCCGGAUGCACCAAGGAAUGAUUUGCGGCUGUUGAGAUUUCUAAAUUCGGACCCCACUCAUGGAUCUGAGAAUUUCAGGAACAAUUCAAGCACCAAUGGAAACCAUAUUUCCUCAGGGCAUGAAACUCAAGCUGAAGGAGUUCAAGUAUCAAGUGGUGUUUCCUUACAUAAUGUCAACCAUCCAUUGGAAAGCACAAUUACUGAUGUCUCUACUGCUUUUGAUGCAAAAAGCCAGAAGACCUAUGGUAGCAUGAGCAACUCAAAGACCUCUGAUCAGGCUAGACGGAAAAGUAAUUCUAAUCAGUAUAUGCUUAAUGAUAGAGGUAAGAGAAUUUUAAAGCAGAGAUUUGGUGACUGGUGUUCAAGGAAGAAAUCUUUUUGCAAGAACACGUUCCAGUCCUGACUUACUGAAACUUUUGGGCAAGUUACUUCUCAAGGAAGGCGGAACAUGAUGCUAGAGAGUGGGAAAGCCGAGGUCGGUUCAAUACGAUCAGGUAAUAAUGGGAGGAAGAACAUGGAAUCUGUUACGGUGGCAAUCAAUAACAUUAAAUCUUCACGUGAUGAUCCAAUUGAGCCUACUAGCAGUAACUUUAGUUCUCAAGAAACUAAUCCUGUAAAAGUGGAACAUGAGUUAUGGUGCGAACAGGAAAGAGGCUCUAAUGGUGGUUUUGAUCUUGAUAAUAGAAGUUUUGAAAUGCUUCAGUCAGAUGAUAAGCAGUUUUCAACUUCAGCAGGCUCUAGGGUUGGCAUCUCUGGUAGUUCUAGUAAAGCCCAACAGAAGUUUACUAAAGAAACUCAAGUAUCAAGAGAAGAUCGUUUAGAUGUUUGCCAAUAUCAAGAUAAUAGAGCUAGUGAUGUUUGCUUAGAUGAAAAAAUUGCAAGUUCUGGAUCCAUGCCUGCUUCACAUACUAGUUCAAUUAGAAGUAAAACCUCAUUAGAAAGUUCUUGGGAAGGCUCAUCAGCAAGGGUCUCUCAGCCUGCUAGGGAGGAGCAAGAUAGGAAAACAGCUGCUUCUGUCCUUCCUUCUGCUGCAUGUGGGGAUGGUAAGAGUGUAUCUGAACACUCCUCACAGGUAGAUGAUGAUGACAAUUUGCCAUCAAUAGUGGGCACUGAAAUGGUUGAACGAACUAUUGGAUCUCAAUUGGGUGGUUUGUUGCGUGUUCAAAAGAAACAAAUGCCUGGAUUUGAGGAAGCUCAGAUGAAUGGAUCAGAUCCACUGAUACCUAGUGCUCCAUUCCUCUUAGGUCCAGAUUCAGGCCAAAUAACAGUGGAUAAUUCCGGAGCUCCCCCCUUGGUCUUCACGAUAGCAGGGCCACCAGUUCCAUUUUUGUUUUGUCCUGUGUACAACAUUCCAGAAGAAACAGGAACUCCAGAUGCAUCAACAAGCCCUUUUUGUUGGGAUGACGAUUUGGAUAACAAUGAUUCUGGUAAAAAAUUUGAAUCAUCUGAGAUACUUGAUCAGUCUGAGGUGUUAAGUACAUCUAGUUUUAUGAGAGAGGUUUCAUCUCUUGAGCCAUCAGAGCAUAAGUCUGACAUUCUUGACGGUGACAUUGCUAAGCAUUGGCAAAAUUUGCAGUACGGACGGUUUUGCCAAAAUUUUAGAAAUCCUCCAAAUUUGAUUUAUCCUUCACCCAUUGUGGUGCCACCGGUCUAUUUACAAGGUCAUUUCCCAUGGGAUGGUCCCGGGAGACUUCUUCCUUCCAACAUGAAUCUCUUUUCUCAACUUACAAGUUAUGGGCAUCGCAUUCUUCCUGUUACUCCCCUCCAAUCUGUUUCGAACAGACCUGCCAAUGUAUUUCCAAGGUAUGUUGAUGGAAUGCCAAGAUAUCGCAGUGGUACGGGGACAUUCCUGCCAAACCCUAGAUUCCCGAUGAGAGAACGCUAUUCUGCAAACACAAGGAGGGGGAAAUAUAAUUAUGACAAAAAUGGCCACCUUGGUGAUAAAGAAGGGAACUGGAAUGCUAAUACCAAGUUGCGGACUGCUGGGCACAGCCAUGGUCGCAACCAAAAUGAGAGCAGAGCUGAGCGGUCUUGGGGAUCAGAUAGACAUGAUUCAUUUACUUUGUACCAGUCUCGGAAUGGACAAGUCCGCUCAAACUCUUCACAAAGUAGUUCUGCCAGCAUGCCAUAUGGCAUGUACCCACUACGAGCCAUGAACUCGAAUGGGGUGUCAUCUAAUGGACCUAGUACCACUCCAUCUGUUGUCAUGAUGUAUCCAUAUGAUCAUAAUUCUAGUUAUGAUAACCCUGCUGAGCAACUCGAAUUUGGCUCUCUUGGGGGUUUCUCUGGCAUGAAUGAAGUGUCACAGCUAAGUGAUGGAAGUAGCUCAACUGGAGUGUAUGAUGAGCAAAGGUUUUAUGGUACUACUGCGCAACAGUCGCCACCAGACCAGCCUUCUUCGCCUAUCUCCAAAGUUGGCUAAACCAAUCGGCUUGAAAACUUCUCUGCAUCUAUAGUAUGCUAAUAUCCAUGUCCUAGAAGAGUCACAAUCGAGAGGUGAGGAUUCCCGAGCCCUUGCUUUUCCAUAUGAUGAGGGAAGAAAUGAUGGUGGCGAUAAGAAUAAUGAGAAAACCUCCCCUUAUCAGGUUUUUGUUCUCAUCUCAUUCAUUAAAGCAAGAAG
This is a messenger RNA of Hibiscus syriacus, 4208 nucleotides long. RefSeq lists its product as uncharacterized. The record is from RefSeq and is a predicted model, not a curated record. Lineage: Eukaryota; Viridiplantae; Streptophyta; Magnoliopsida; Malvales; Malvaceae.